CAUCCAAUUGUUAAUAGAUAAUCCUCAGGGCUCACUUGCACUUUGUUUCUCCAAACAUCGGGAACAGACCAGACUGAAACACAAUCUUUACCUGGUGUUUAUUGAUCAAACCUUGAAAGAAGAUUAUCAUGACGAUGAUGGAGUACAGAGUGCUGCUGUUCCUUUUUAUUUGUGUUUCCUUUUUCAAGUCUAGCCUCCAGACUCAGGAAACUCCUAACAUCACUGAUCUGACCUUUAAGAAUAUAGACUUUGCCAUGAACCUUUAUCGUAAGAUUUCAAGCCAGCACGACAACAACAUUUUCUUCUCGCCGCUGAGUGUUUCCACAGCAUUCGCCGCACUAUCUUUGGCAGCCAGGAACUCCACUCGCAGCCAAAUCCUGUCAGGGCUGAAUCUGGACACGCUGGAGCAGAAUGGGCAGCCUGAGCUCAUUCCUCAGCUCUUCCAGCACCUCCAGGGGAACAUCACCCAUGACGGAGCGCUGAAACUGGACCAGGGAACAGCACUCUUCGUGGACCUGCAUUUCCAAAUAGAGAGGGCUUUCAGUGAUCAGAUCAAAAAGUUCUUUGAUGCUGAUGUCGAAAACGUGGACUUUGGUAAAGCUGACAUCAGUAAGGAGACAAUUAAUAAACAUGUGAGGAAGAAAACUGGGGAUAAAGUGAAAGAGAUAGUGUCCAGCAUUGAACCCCUGACUCAGAUGAUGCUGAUCAAUACCAUUUUUUUUCAGGGUGCCUGGGAGAGACCUUUCAACCCAAACAACACUGAAAAAAGUCGCUUUUAUAUAGACAAAUAUAAUAUUGUCCAGGUGCCAAUGAUGUUUAGUACAGAUAAGUUCUACAUUGCCAGUGAUGACGAGCUCAAGGCUAAGGUGUUGCGUCUGCCCUAUUUGGGUGGCGCAGCUAUGCUCAUUGUCCUUCCUGACAGCAAUGUUGAUUAUACCAUCAUAGAUGAUGAAAUAAAUGCUGAGAGGUUUCUAAACUGGAUCAAGAACCUGAAAAAAACAAAACUGGAAGUCUACAUACCCAAAUUUAAAUUGGAACAGUCAUAUUCUUUGCACAAGAUUCUUCCAUCCAUGGGAAUUCAGAAUGUCUUCACAUACUCGGCUAACCUCAAAGGCAUGAGUCAGGAAUCUGGUAUAAAAGUCUCACAGGUUCUGCACAAAGCUGUGAUUGAAGUGGACGAGAAAGGCACUGUAGCUGCAGCAGCAACAACCGUGGGAAUCACUGCAUACUCUAUGCCGACUACCUUCACUGUGAACAGGCCUUUCUUCUUCUUUAUAUACCAUGAAGCAACCAACAGUCUGCUCUUCAUGGGCAGAGUGAUUGACCCCACAAAGUACUGAAUCAGCCAGUGCUGCCAUCUCAUCGUGCCCUGAUAAGAAUCAGUUAUUUUUCAGCUCUGAUCAUGUUCACUUCUGUCUUCUCUGGGAUUAAAACUAAUAUCCAUAUUA
This is a messenger RNA of Astyanax mexicanus (Mexican tetra), 1448 nucleotides long. It is a transcript of the gene serpina10b, whose product is annotated as serpin peptidase inhibitor, clade A (alpha-1 antiproteinase, antitrypsin), member 10b. Gene Ontology annotation, molecular function: serine-type endopeptidase inhibitor activity. The transcript has 5 exons. Lineage: Eukaryota; Metazoa; Chordata; Actinopteri; Characiformes; Acestrorhamphidae. The record is from RefSeq and is a predicted model, not a curated record. The coding region runs from base 129 to 1340 and encodes 403 amino acids. Gene Ontology annotation, biological process: blood coagulation; negative regulation of endopeptidase activity.